Molecule: messenger RNA, 662 nt
Organism: Cajanus cajan (pigeon pea)
Lineage: Eukaryota; Viridiplantae; Streptophyta; Magnoliopsida; Fabales; Fabaceae
Source: RefSeq, a predicted model, not a curated record
CCUGUCCCUUUUGCUCAACACUAACCAACCACUCUCCUUCUCCGUGUCUAAUUAAACCUUCUCUUCUCUCCUUCCUUGAUAAAACUCAAAACUCUUUGUUGUUAAUUAAGAAUGUUUCGCAUCAUGUUUGCUUGCUUUAAUGGAAAAGCAUCACAUAAAAAAGCCAAAGUAGAACCACUUGAAAUCACAGAAUCUGUUUACAGCGACGAGCAAACCAAAAAACAAACGCCAAAGAAGGCAGUAGUGAAGAAAACUGUCCGGUUUGCAGAAUCAGAACCUACCAUUUUGGGAGAAGACAGUGAGAAGGAGUUUGAGAAAACAAGGUGGGGUAGUGGCAAUGAUGUUGGAGAAAAAGAAAGGAUAAGAGUGAGGGUUAAAUUGACAAAGGAAGAAGCUGCUCGGUUGCUAUCAAAAUGCAAUGGAGGAGUUCUCCAAUUCAAUGAUGUUGCUCGUCAACUUGUGUUGAUCCCGGUUAACCGAGUUUGCGUUGUGUCUGAUCGCACAAACAAUUUGUAGCAGUGAGAAUUUAGUUUCCAGAAAUUAUAAUAUGGAUCCAACUUAAGUUCUUGUAUUACUAAGCUAGCCUAAUGGUUUGAUGUAUAUAUGUAUGUGUUUUGUUCCUUGCUGCUUAGCUGAACCAUCAUCUUUAAGAUUCCCUUCUA